AUGGACGGUGGUGGUUUCCGGAGUGUGCUGCACCUCAGCUACCGUGAUUACCGCUCGGUGCCGGAGGAGGAACUGAGGGGCGACGGUAGCGACGAGAUCGAGGAGGUUUACUUGAAGGAAAACCUGAUCCGCGACUUUCCCAGCUGGUUUUUCGUGGACAUGUGUCACCUGCGGUUCCUGUGUCUGGCCGGGAACGUGAUCGACACGCUUCCGGCGCAGAUCGGUCACUUGGAGUGCCUCGAGACGCUUGACCUUUCGGACAACUCGUUGCAACGGUUACCGCACACGUUAGGCCAACUGGGGCGGCUAACGAGGCUGCUAUUGAAUGGGAAUCUGCUUACCCACUUACCCCCAGAGCUUGGACACUUGAAACGGUUGGAAGUGUUGGAGUUGCGCAAGAAUCGUCUCACAAGUAUCCCCGUUGAGCUCAGCCUGUGUCUUACCCUUCAGGAUCUUAUCCUUGACGACAAUCCAGGCCUCGUGUCCAUUCCGACGCGCCUCUUCAACCUCCCACGGCUUUGCUACGUUUCUGCCGAACGUUGCAAUCUGUUCCAGCUUCCAUUCGCCAUCAACACAACAACACUGCAGUUCUUGCGACUGUUCGGGGGAAAUCACAGUCUCACCCACUGUCCGCUGGCCCUGGAACGGUACGCCCAACCGGACUACGACGCACUGGCGGACCGGAUCCGGCGGAUACGCAAUCCACCCUGCUACCGGAAGGUCCAAUGUCUGCCAGUGCCGUACGUUCUUAACUUUCCCGCCGAACUGCUCGCCCUCAAAAGCCAUCGCGACGCUUCGCAGUCUCCAGCAACACUGCUAGAAACGACGUUACGAGCCUGUGCCCUGUACGGUGUUGCGGGGGAGGUUCUUGAAAAGAUCAAUCUUCCUUGGGCUCUCUCCGACCGGUUGCUUCACGGACCGGUGGCUUGCUGUUCCAGUGUACCGUGUGGAAGGGACCUAUUCACUGAAGCUGUGUUGGUGUUGGUUAAAAGAAGAGAGUACGCCCGAAACUUCCUCCUGAGUGCGCUGUUCUGCUCGAAACUGUGCGCCUUCCGGUGGCUGCAGUACAACGUCGACACCUACGAGGAGCUUCCUUGGGUG
This is a messenger RNA of Anopheles coustani, 1101 nucleotides long. Its product is annotated as leucine-rich repeat-containing protein 28. The transcript is spliced from 3 exons. The annotation marks the transcript as partial. Lineage: Eukaryota; Metazoa; Arthropoda; Insecta; Diptera; Culicidae. The record is from RefSeq and is a predicted model, not a curated record. Gene Ontology annotation, molecular function: protein binding.